AUAUUUAGAGAAAUUUGAAGAUAAUUUAACAUUAAAUGCUUUGAAAGUCAAGGUAUUGGUAAAAUUUCAGUACUAUAUGUUUGACGAUACAGAUCAAUUUAAUGCGUUAAAAGUCAGUAAAACGUUAUUUAAACAUGUUAUUGAAUAAUCUUAAUUUGUUACAGAUGUAUGGAUAUUUUGAUCCCACGGGAGUUUCGGUUCUCACUAAAUUGAAACAAACUUCAGUUGAAAAAGAAUCAAUAAAAAUUUACAAAAAAACUUUGAAUCAACAGCACCAUUGUCGACAACAUCAUCAGGAAGUCAACAUACAAUACCAAGAGCUAAUAAUAUUAACAAAUCAUGGAAAGCAUUUCUUAAAUCCACGAAUAAAGAAUUACAACAAGAAGUAUCAACAACAUCUUCUAUUCAUGAUGAAUUCAAACGUUAUCGAAAUCUGGCUACAAAAUUGUAUGUAUAA
This is a messenger RNA of Rotaria sp. Silwood2, 457 nucleotides long. Lineage: Eukaryota; Metazoa; Rotifera; Eurotatoria; Philodinida; Philodinidae. The record is from the annotation of a GenBank genome assembly.